ACGCAGAAAAACGGAACGCAGGGGUGCGCAGCUUCAAACACUCGUCAGUAAGAGCCCGUAAUGUGCCAAAGAUUUACACUUUGUUUAUUUCACUGGAUACCCUACAAUGUUACAUAACCUGGACUGAAAAGCAUGUUGUGUACUCUAUAUCUCAUUUACUUGGUAUUAUGUUCAAAUUACAAUGUGGUUUACCCCUUUUUAUGUUAUACGCAAACAUGGCACUUAGUUUUAAAGUGGAUCUCUUAAAGGGGCAGUUUGCUGCCUUUUUAACCAGAAUUUAUAAGACAGAGCUUGUCCUAAACAUUUUGUUUUCCUACUGUUUUAAUAAUAACAUUUGUUUUUGUUAUUUCUUGGGCUAAUCAGACUAAACAGGGAAAUUUAAGCCACCAGUUACCAGUGCACAGAUAAAUAGAAGUGAAUUAUGCAGGGGAAUUAUCUGAGCUCAAAAACCAAACAUAGAGUAGCUUCUCUAAUGGAUUUUGCCAUGUGUGUUCUUUGUUAUUUCAUGAUGAUUUGCAAUCUGCAGUACAGUGAAUAAAACUAAAUUUUAACUACAUCAGAGAGAGGUGAGAAGUACAGUAUUAUAUGGUGGUACCAUAAAGCAACAGCAUUGAAUAUGUAGAAUAAUACAACUAUUGUGCUAUUUCCCUAAUUCUUCCUUUGUAGGGUGUUACAAUAAAGACAACAUACCAGUAGCAGAAGGGGGCCUGAAAAGUAUAAGAAGCCUAUUGAGGGAUCUGACACACAUCAUUUUCUUGGCAAAAGGGGGGCCCAGAAACCUCUAGUUAUGCCCUGCUAUUUGGGUCUUUUUAAAGCAUCUGUUUACUAAUGUUUAGAAACAAUGUACAUAACUCAUCACCUAUUAAUGCUGCUAAUUAUAUAUUAUUAUAUAUUAUUUAUUAGAUAGGUGUGUGAUGUACAUUGAGAACCUUAUCAAAGAUCUUGAAGGUCACCUAAACUAACUGCAUGGUUUGCAUCUUCGUUAGGGUGUGUGCAGUAAAGAAUAACAACAACAUUUGAAGUGCACCAUAUUCGUCGUCUUCAGGACCUGGCACUGUUAAGCUAAUAUUCUUUUGCUGUUAUACUGCCUUUCCAUAUACAGGUGUAAUUGACCUUUCUGCCCUUCGUGUUAUACUCUGUUAAUUCGAAUCUUCACAGCUUGGUGUUUUAAUAAAAGUACAUGUUGUGCAUAUGCAUUAUUCCUGUGUCAGCAGGAUACAUUUUGCACGUAAGUCCAUUUGUUUUUUUCCAUCUUACUUUUUACCUUUAACUUUGGUAAAUUCCUUUCUUCUUGCACAAUAUAUGAAACAACUUUGCCAUUUAUUUGAACAGAAAUGCCACUUUUACAAUGUCUUCCUCUAAUUACUGGAAAAAUCACUUAAUUGUGUUUACACAGUUUCUAUUGGCUUCUCAAUGAUGCUUUGAAUUCUAGGGAACACUGGCAACCAGUGAAACCCAAAAUGAGACUCUCUUAUCUAAUCAGGGAAGUCACUUUAAAAGUGAAGUAGUGGUACGAUACCGAAGGCAGUGGAUGAAAAACUUAACAAAGAAGAAGAAGAUGGGAGGCAAGAAGUCUGAGUCCAAUCCAUGUGAACUAGUUCAUGUGGCCUAUUCCAAGGAUCGUCAGUUGCCUGUGACACCUACAAGCAUGUCAGACCAGAAUUACCAGCAAUUAGAUGAAGAUCUGUCAGUUGAGAGCCGUCCCAAGCGGAUCCUCAGUGAUGAUAGCCCAGAGCCAGUGGUGGAUGCAGAGCCAUUUGCCACUUAUUUUGAUGAGAAGAUACCAAUUCCAGAGGAUGAAACGCACUCAUGGUUCAGCUUCCGGAAACUCUGGGCCUUCACCGGCCCGGGUUUUCUCAUGAGCAUUGCGUAUUUGGAUCCAGGAAAUAUAGAAUCGGAUCUGCAGUCUGGAUCAGUGGCAGGAUUUAAGCUAUUGUGGGUUCUCCUGGCUGCAACCAUCAUUGGGCUUCUACUACAGCGCUUAGCAGCCAGGUUGGGAGUGGUGACAGGACUUCAUUUAGCUGAAAUGUGCAACAGACAAUAUCCAAAGGUGCCCCGCAUUGCAUUGUGGCUCAUGGUAGAGUUAGCCAUCAUUGGAUCUGAUAUGCAAGAAGUCAUAGGCUCAGCCAUUGCCUUAAAUCUGUUGUCUGCUGGAGUAAUACCACUAUGGGGAGGAGUGUUAAUAACAAUUAUUGAUACGUUUUUCUUCCUUUUCCUGGACAAGUACGGUCUGCGGAAACUGGAAGCAUUUUUUGGGUUCCUUAUUACAGUUAUGGCACUUACAUUUGGUUAUGAGUAUAUACGGGUUAGUCCCAACCAAGGGGAGCUUCUUAAAGGCAUGUUCUUUCCUUACUGUAAAGACUGUGGGGCACCUCAGCUGGAGCAGGCAGUGGGCAUUGUGGGAGCUGUAAUCAUGCCACACAAUAUGUAUCUGCAUUCGGCUUUGGUUAAGUCAAGGGACAUCAAUCGAGCGAACAAGAAAGAAGUCAGAGAGGCUAAUAAAUACUUUUUCAUUGAAUCAACCAUUGCUUUAUUUGUUUCUUUCCUCAUCAAUGUUUUUGUGGUUGCUGUGUUUGCGGAAUCCUUUUAUGGAAAGACGAACCAAGAGGUGUUUUACGAGUGCCUUAACAAGAGUAGCCCUCAAAGUAACUUAUUUCCAAAUAACACAGACCCUCUGCAUGUGGAUAUUUUCAAAGGAGGUGUGGUUUUGGGAUGCUUUUUUGGUGCUCCAGCUCUCUACAUCUGGGCAGUGGGCAUUCUAGCAGCAGGCCAGAGUUCCACAAUGACUGGCACAUACUCUGGGCAGUUUGUAAUGGAGGGUUUUUUGAACUUGAAGUGGUCUCGCUUUGCACGAGUUUUCCUGACCCGAUCUAUUGCAAUUACCCCCACUCUCCUUGUGGCCAUUUUUAAAGAUGUUGAGCAUCUUACAGGAAUGAAUGAUUUUCUAAAUGUGCUCCAAAGUUUGCAGCUUCCAUUUGCUUUGAUCCCGGUCCUGACAUUUACCAGUCUUCCAUCUGUGAUGAGUGACUUUGCAAAUGGGAUAGGCUGGAAGAUUGCUGGUGGGAUCCUGAUCCUCGUUGUCUGCAGCAUAAACAUGUACUUUGUGGUUGUUUAUGUCUCUGCACUUGGACACAUAGCAUAUUAUGUGGGAGCAGCUGUGUUGUCAGUUGCAUAUUUAUGCUUUGUGGCAUAUUUGACAUGGCAGUGUUUGGUUGCACUGGGCCUCUCAUUCCUUCAAUGCGGCCAGACGUAUAACCUUGGUCUGACUGGCUGUCCUGAGCUCUUCAUCCUUCAAAACAUGGAGAUGGAAAACCCGACUUCCCCUCGGUGAUGUUGGGAUAACGUGGCACCUUUAUAGUCUGGCGGGCAAUAUUCCUCCUGUGUCUGUUACUAAGUAACAUGGAGGUGCUGAUGACACAGACCUGGUAAUUUGUCUGUUGCAGAUUUAUGAUUGGUUAAUAGAAUAAUGUCAAGUCAUACAAAACAAUAACGGGCCAGAGUGUGACUGGCUUUAAAGCUCUUGCACAUGAGUGUUUUAAUGUGCAUUCCAUGUUUUUUUUUUAUGCGAUCUCCAUUAACACGCGUGUUCCUGGGCAGUGGAACGCAUAAGAAAAAGCAACACCGCGGGAACGUAUAUUAAUAGGCCUGUGUGUAAGAGCGCUUAGGAAUUAAUUGCACUACCUCUGAUAAUGGGAAACACAAAGGCCAGUUGGAAGGUACAUUGAUUGGUACUUACCAGAAAACUAGGGAUGCAUCGAUUCCAAAACUGGAUCCCAAACUGAAUCUGAACCCAAAUCUGUAUAUGCAAUUGAUCAAAAUUCAAAGAUGAAAAUUGUGGUCUAGAGUGGUGAUAUUUAGGAUUCAGAUUCAGUUUGCCUAUGUCCUGCGAAUAAAGGCUGGGAAUCUGGGAUACAGUGCCUCCCUAUAGAAAUCAUUGCAUAGAGACAAAUGGAUGGUUCUCUGCUGCUGUAGCCUUGAUACAGCUUGCUGCGGCCUACUGAUGGAGCAAACCUUGCUUUUCACACACCAAAUAUGCCACUGCAUCCACGUCAAUGGAAAAGGUUGUGAUAAAUAUCUUUUUCAGCGAUAUGGCGCCAAUGUCUCCAUACAGUGUGCCCAAAUGGUAACCCACCAGCACACCCUGGCCUAUCAGCAAAAGAUAGUCCAGUACACGGUAAGAGGAAAAAAGAAAAAAUUACCGCCACACAGGACUCCAUGCAAGCGGGGUAAACCCUGGGUGUUUAUUGAAGUGUAUCGUUUCGGGGGCAUACUCCUUCGUCAGACAAGCGAACCACUGUGGGAGUGAACGUUUAAACCCACCCUGGUGAAUAAUAAUUAGCAUACAUUUCAACUACAAUAAAGUACCCAAAAAACUACAAAGUCCAUAAUAAUUUGAGUACAUGUGCAAAGAGUCCAUAGUCACUCAAUUUUAAUUCCAGGUCCGGAUGUGUGCAUGAUCCAUAAAGUCCAAUAACAUAAUCAUAUAAAAAGUGCAUUCAGUUGUUCCUGUGGGCAACAUUAAAAACAAUGUAUCACAAUAUAAGAUAGCUUGCCCUAGUCUAUAAAAGAAUAUUAAGUUUACCUUACCCUUGCAACAUAAUAAUUCAAUUCUCAUAUUUGCAAUAAAAAGGCAACAUAUUAAAGGGCAUGUAAAGGCAAAAAAAUAAAAUCCCAUUUUUACUUUCUUUAAUGAAAAAGAAACCUAUCUCCAAUAUACUUUAAUUGUGUACUGUUUUUAUAAGAAACCU
Messenger RNA from Xenopus laevis (African clawed frog), 4748 nucleotides. It is a transcript of the gene slc11a2.L, whose product is annotated as solute carrier family 11 member 2 L homeolog. The transcript has 17 exons. The record is from RefSeq and is a predicted model, not a curated record. Gene Ontology annotation, cellular component: membrane; endosome membrane; plasma membrane. Gene Ontology annotation, biological process: cobalt ion transport; lead ion transport; cadmium ion transmembrane transport. Lineage: Eukaryota; Metazoa; Chordata; Amphibia; Anura; Pipidae. Gene Ontology annotation, molecular function: cadmium ion binding; metal ion transmembrane transporter activity; nickel cation transmembrane transporter activity. The coding region runs from base 1532 to 3331 and encodes 599 amino acids.